Messenger RNA from Choloepus didactylus (southern two-toed sloth), 1416 nucleotides. Its product is annotated as melanoma-associated antigen B4-like. NCBI's taxonomy places the organism in Eukaryota, Metazoa, Chordata, Mammalia, Pilosa, Megalonychidae. The record is from RefSeq and is a predicted model, not a curated record. Gene Ontology annotation, cellular component: nucleus. Gene Ontology annotation, biological process: negative regulation of transcription by RNA polymerase II.
AGAACCUCUUCAAGGGAACAAUCAGGCUUGGACCAUGAACAGGAGCCUGGUGGAGAGGCUGACAAGGAGAAUUGGAUCCUUGUGGGUUCCUAGAGCAGAGACUCAAGGAAAACUGAAGAGGCGGCCUUUGUGACAGCCAAGGAGGUAUCUCCCGCUGAAGAGUCAUCAUGCCUCGCGGUCAGAAGAGUAAGCUCUGUGCCCGUGAGAAACGCCACCAUAUCCGGGGUGAGACCCAGGGUCUCCAGGAUGCUUAGGCCACUGCAGCAGAGGAAAAAGAGACCUCAACCUCCUCCUCUCCUGUUUUUGAGGGUACUCUUCAGAGCUCCCCUGAUGCUGGCAUUUCCCAGGGACCUCAGAGAGCCAUCCCCACCACUUCUGCUGCAGCUAUUUCAUGCAUAACAUCUGAUGAAGGUGCCAAGAGCCAAGAUGAGGAAAGUCCAAGUUCCUUCCAGGUUCCAACCUCCGCUAACAGCCCUCGCAAAGAUCCUCUAACCAGGAAGGCAGGUAUGUUGGUGCAGUUCCUGUUGUACAAAUAUAAAAUGAAAGAGCCCAUUACAAAGACAGACAUGCUGAAGAUUGUCAACAGGAAGUACAAGGAUCACUUCCCUGAGAUCCUCAGGAGAACCUCUGAGCGCAUGGAGCUGAUCUUCGGCCUUGACUUGAAAGAAGGGGACUCCAGUGGUCAAUCUUAUGCCCUUGUCAGCAAGCUGGACCUCACCAACGAAGAGAAUCUGAGUGGUGACUGGGGGUUUCCCAAGAAUGGUCUGCUAAUGCCUCUUCUGGGUGUGAUCUUCAUUAAUGGCAACUGCGCCGCUGAGGAAGAGAUCUGGGAAUUCCUGAAUAUGUUGGGGAUCUGUGAUGGAAAGAGGCAUUUCAUCUUCGGGGAUACCAGGAAGCUCAUCACCAGAGAUCUGGUGUGGGAAAAGUACCUGGAGUACCGGCAGGUGCCCCACAGCAACCCUCCACGCUACGAAUUCCUGUGGGGUCCAAGGGCCCAUGCUGAAACCAGCAAAAUGAAAGUUCUUGAAUUUUUGGCCAAGGCCAAUGAUACUGUCCCCAGUGCUUUCCAUUCCUGGUAUGAAGAGGCUUUGAGAGAUGAGGAAGAGAGAGCUGGAGCUAGAGUUGCAAGCAGGAUUAGCACAUAUGCCCUGGCCAGGGCACAUCCCAGGGUCAUGACCAGCAGCUUCUCCCGCAUCAAGUGAAGUCUGAGGCAGAUUCCUCACUUUUUAAUGAAAAGGGCUGUCAACCUCUUAAGGAGUGGCUGCUGAGGUGGGGCUGCAGGGAACAAAGUUCAUGAUUUCUUGAUGUUCCUGUUGUACAUGAAUAACUUGUAGGUCUUUGUUCUAAAUUUUUUAAUUUUUCAAAUGUUCCUUUUAAUAGGUUUGUUUAGCUGAAGCAUCUAAGUUGAUGAGUCAU